Messenger RNA from Drosophila simulans, 1761 nucleotides. RefSeq lists its product as uncharacterized. The coding region runs from base 1 to 1761 and encodes 586 amino acids. Gene Ontology annotation, biological process: DNA integration. NCBI's taxonomy places the organism in Eukaryota, Metazoa, Arthropoda, Insecta, Diptera, Drosophilidae. The transcript is spliced from 2 exons. The record is from RefSeq and is a predicted model, not a curated record. Gene Ontology annotation, molecular function: nucleic acid binding.
AUGUUCAACUACAUGGAUUCGCCGACGCAUCCUCGCACGCCUACGGUGCGCACGAGCUGCUGGACAGAUUCAGAAAUUGUGCUACACUGGCUUUCAGCUCCCCCUCGACGGUGGAACACCUACGUCUGCAACCGAACUUCUGAGAUAUUGAGCGACUUUCCCCGUAGCUGCUGGAACCAUGUUCGCACGGAAGACAAUCCUGCAGACUGUGCUUCCCGAGGACUUCAUCCGUCAAAGCUUCUGGAGCAUCGACUGUGGUGGAAAGGUCCGUCCUGGCUGGCCACACCCACCUCUGAGUGGCCACCUUCUACAAGCAAGUUCAGCGUAUCUUCAAGUUUCGAUGUCAACACCGAAGAACGAGUCAUAAAGCCCACGACUCUACAUAACUUUCCUGAUGAAAGUAUACACGAGUUACUCAUCCACAAAUUCUCAACCUGGACGCGUCUUAUAAGGGUAUCUAGCUACUGUCAUCGCUUUAUUCGCACUCUUCGAUCCCAUCAUAGGAAUUCGGCACCAUUCCUUACGUCUGAAGAGUUGCUGGACGCACAGCGCCGACUUAUUCGACAUGUGCAACAAAAAUCCUUUGCCAGAGAAUAUGCGCAGCUAGAGAAUCGACGCCAGCUUAACGCUAAAUCGCAUCUUAUCCGGUUUUCUCCGUUUCUGGAUGAUUAUGGAGUAAUGCGAGUCGGUGGGAGAAUCGAGCAAUCUACACUCAACUACAACGCCAAGCACCCGAUUCUGAUACCUAAAGAUACACCACUAGCUGGACUGCUUGUUCGACAUUUUCAUGUCUCCUAUCUGCACACAGGAGUUGAUGCAACGUUCACCAAUCUUCGUCAGCAGUACUGGAUUCUGGGAGCCCGCAAUCUCGUCAGAAAGGCAGUCUUCCAAUGCAAAUCCUGUUUUCUUCAACGAAAGGGCACAAGCAACCAGAUCAUGGGAGAGCUACCAAUUCCUCGAGUUCAAGCUAGCCGCUGCUUUCAACACACAGGGCUGGACUACGCUGGACCGAUCGCAAUCAAGGAAUCAAAGGGAAGAACUCCACGCAUCGGAAAGGCAUGGUUUUCUAUUUUCGUGUGCCUCACUACAAAGGCACUUCACAUCGAGGUUGUUAGUGAGCUAACUACACAGGCUUUCAUCGCAGCCUUUCAACGAUUCAUUGCCCGCCGAGCGAAGCCUACUGACCUGUAUUCGAACAAUGGAACUACAUUUCAUGGAGGCAAGCAAACUUUGGAUGACAUGAGACGUCUGGCCAUUCAACAAGCCAAAGAUGAGGAACUAGCAGGAUUCUUUGCCAAUGAAGGGAUUUCUUGGCACUUUAUACCCCCGUCUGCUCCCCAUUUUGGAGGGAUGUGGGAAGCUGGAAUUCGCUCAAUUAAACUCCAUAUGAAACGGAUACUUGGAUCAAAGGCUAUAACGUUUGAGGAGCUCCCUACUGUCCUGACCCAAAUUGAAGCUAUCCUGAAUUCACGCUCGCUGUGCCCAACUGGGGAUAAUUCUUUGGAUCCACUGACGCCUGCUCAUUUUCUGACUGGAUCUCCGUAUACUGCAUUGCCUGAACCCUGUCGUCUGGAUAUGCAAGUCAAUCGAUUGGAGAGGUGGAAUCAGCUGCAAGCCAUGGUUCAAGGCUUCUGGAAAAGGUGGCAUAUGGAAUACUUGACAUCUCUUCAUGAGCGGACAAAGUGGCAUCUGGAAACCGAGAAUCUGAAGAUCGACACACUGGUAGUACUCAAGGAGCCCAAUCUACCGCCCUCUAAAUAG